AUGUCAAAAUCACCACAACAAGACAUCUACAACCAACUAGCAGCCAAAGACACAAACCCGGAACCGCUGAAAAAGGUUCUUGCCAGAGAACAGGCGGAUUAUGAUUGUUUGAGUUGUAGAGUAAUGGAGCGGUAUAGGAGCAACGGCAUUUGGCACUCUAGGCGCAUAUACCUACUGGUCAGGGCACCGCGAACUCCGUACUCGGGAGCAGGAGAUUCUGAGAUCGCGCUCAAAACUCACAAUGUCGGCGAGGAGAUUUGGGAUUACUGGGUUGAGCGGGGUGUUGGUAGGGUUGGGUCUGUAUAG
Molecule: messenger RNA, 306 nt
Organism: Aureobasidium namibiae CBS 147.97
Lineage: Eukaryota; Fungi; Ascomycota; Dothideomycetes; Dothideales; Saccotheciaceae
Exons: 2
Coding region: 1-306 (101 amino acids)
Source: RefSeq, a predicted model, not a curated record